Westerdykella ornata is the source of this 1002-nucleotide messenger RNA. RefSeq names its product aflatoxin B1 aldehyde reductase member 2. Lineage: Eukaryota; Fungi; Ascomycota; Dothideomycetes; Pleosporales; Sporormiaceae. The coding region runs from base 1 to 1002 and encodes 333 amino acids. Gene Ontology annotation, molecular function: oxidoreductase activity. The transcript is spliced from 3 exons. The record is from RefSeq and is a predicted model, not a curated record.
AUGCCACUCGUUGCGCAGAAUCCCAAGGAGCGAGUCAUCCUCGGCUUAAUGACCUUUGGCCCUGACGCUUCCUUCGGAGCUCGCAUCACCGACUUCAACGACUACACAAGAUGCCUCGACUACUUCCAGUCCCAAGGCUACAACGAAGUCGACACCGCCCGCACCUACGUCGGCGGCAAGCAGGAAGCCUGGACCCGCAACGCCAAAUGGCAAGAUCGAGGACUAACCCUCGCCACCAAAGUAUAUCCCUACGAGCCCGGUAUCCAUAGGCCCGAUCGUCUGAAGGAGCACGCCUGGACCAGCUUCAAGGAGCUGGGGACAGACGCCGUCGAUAUCUUCUAUCUGCAUGCCCCGGACCACUCGGUGCCGUUUGAGGAGACGCUCGAGGCCGUCAAUGAGUUGCAUAGGCAGGGCAAGUUUGUGCAGCUUGGCCUGAGUAAUUUUGCGGCCUGGGAGGUGGCCGAGGUGUGGAACAUCUGCAGGGAGAGGGGGUGGGUGAAGCCCACCAUUUAUCAGGCAAUGUAUAAUGCCAUCACGCGCUCCAUUGAGGCGGAGCUGAUUCCCUGCUGCCGAAAAUACAACAUCGACAUUGUUGUCUACAACCCCCUCGCCGGCGGCAUCUUCUCAGGCAAGAUCAAAUCCAAGGACAUGGUCCCGGACGAAGGCCGCUUCUCCAACAAGGCCGAGAGCGUAGGGGCCAUGUAUCGAGAGCGAUACUUCAAGGAUUCGACGUUCGAGGCGCUCCGACUGAUCGAACCUGUGGCCGAGAAGCAUGCUCUGAGCCUCGUCGAAAUCGCACUGCGAUGGUGCAUUCACCAUUCUGCUCUCAAGACAAGGGCAAAGGGAGGCAACGACGGCGUCAUCAUUGGCGCGUCGAGUUUCGAGCAGCUGGAGAGUAAUCUGAAGGAUCUGGAGAAGGGACCUCUGCCAGACGAGGUGGUCAAGGUCCUGGACGAGGCUUGGCUCCUUGCGAAGCCUACCACGCCAAACUAUUUCCGUUGA